Molecule: messenger RNA, 2298 nt
Organism: Helobdella robusta
Lineage: Eukaryota; Metazoa; Annelida; Clitellata; Rhynchobdellida; Glossiphoniidae
Exons: 15
Cellular component (GO): Swr1 complex
Molecular function (GO): histone binding; ATP binding; ATP-dependent chromatin remodeler activity
Source: RefSeq, a predicted model, not a curated record
GAAGCGGCUGUGAUUAAAAAAAUUUCUGAAUUGAGAAAGAAUGGUCUAUGGUCUAUGAAAAGGAUGGCAAAGUCUUAUGAACCAACAAAUGCUAAAGUUCAUUGGGAUUAUGUAUUAGAAGAAAUGCAGUGGCUCGCUAAUGAUUUUGCUCAAGAACGCAAGUUGAAAAGAUCCGCCGCUAAAAAGGUAUCACGGCUUGUGACGAAGUUCUUCCAAGACAUCCAACAGAAAGAUAUGAGGGCAGAGAAAGAAGAUACACAGAAGUUAAAGAAGAUUGCUUCCAAUAUUAGUAAAAGUGUUAAGGAAUUUUGGAGCAAUAUUGAAAAAGUUGUGAUAUACAAACAGCAAAGUCGUGUUGAUGAAAAAAGAAAAAAAGCUUUAGAUCAGCAUUUAAAAUUUAUAGUCGACCAAACUGAAAAAUAUUCCACUUGGUUGUCGGAAGGCCUGCUUAACAGCUCUCAGGUUUCACAAGAAUCUGAUGUGAGGUUGCAAUCUUCUACUGAAGAGCUCAGUAGAAAAGGUAGUGUUGACCGGUUAAAUGAAACAGAUUCCAGGGAGAUUGAAGAGAAAUCCUCAAAUGAAUUUUCAACUGAAAAAUUGCUUCACACUGUUACAGGGAAAAGAGAUCGUGGUCAACAACGAAUAACAUUCGUGAAGUUCUUGUGUCACUUGUUGAAUAUCACCACAUUUCAACUGCUACAAAGUCUUAAAGAUCUGGUUUUCCACAGCCCCCUUUACCCCCAUCACAUCCCAUCUCAGAUAACUCAACUAAUUAACUCAAUUACUCUUGAAAUUCAAUCUAAGGCCAUUGAUGCUACCAUCGACUCAGAUGCUGAAAGUUAUUCACCUUCCAGUGAAGAUGAUGAGGACGACGAUGAAACCAUUUUAGAGCAAGAAAAGAUAGAAAAAAACAUCAACUACGAUGAUGAGCUAUUAUGUCUUGAAAAAGAAGGCAACUUACCUAUAGAAGAGUUAUACAAAAUGUAUUACAGAGAUGAAGAGACUGACAAAAUUGUUUCCAAACGGAAUACUAUUAUUUUCACAGACAGGUUUGAUGACGGUCUUGAUGACAAAACAGAAAAGUUGAAAAGAGGUGAUAUUAAAGGCAAACAACCAGAAGAUGGAGAUAUACAAAUUGAGCAAGUCAAUGAGAAUAAUGCGAAUGACGCUGACACAAAUUGUUCUAAAAGUUUGGAGGAAAACAUAUCGAGCAUUACUGCACAGGCUCUGAGUUUGCAACCUACAGGCUACACUUUAGAAACUGCACAUGUUAAAACGCCAGUAUCAUUCCUGCUAAAGCAUAAUUUAAGAGAAUAUCAACAUGUUGGAUUGGACUGGUUAGCCACCAUGUAUGAGCAAAAACUGAAUGGCAUAUUAGCUGAUGAGAUGGGACUUGGCAAAACAAUCCAGACUAUUGCAUUAUUGAGUUUUUUAGCCACGGAGAAAUGUAUAUGGGGGCCCCAUUUGAUUGUUGUUCCUACUUCUGUUAUGCUUAACUGGGAGAUGGAAUUCAAGAAAUGGUGUCCUGGCUUCAAAAUAUUAACUUAUUACGGCUCGCUUAAAGAACGCAAGCUCAAAAGACAGGGAUGGACAAAAACCAAUGCAUUUCAUGUCUGCAUAACUUCCUAUAAAUUGGUAAUACAGGACCACCAAGCAUUUCGAAGAAAAAAAUGGAAAUACUUUAUAUUGGAUGAAGCUCACAAUAUAAAGAACUUUAAAUCACAACGCUGGCAGACACUUUUAAACUUCCACAGUCAACGAAGGUUGUUGUUGACCGGAACGCCAUUACAAAAUAAUUUGAUGGAACUUUGGUCUCUCAUGCACUUUCUCAUGCCUCACGUUUUUCAGUCUCAUUCUGAAUUCAAAGAAUGGUUCUCUAACCCUCUGACGGGAAUGAUUGAAGGAAGCAAAGAAUACAAUGAUAAUCUCAUCAGAAGGCUUCAUAAGGUGUUGCGACCUUUCCUUUUGCGAAGGUUAAAACAAGACGUAGAAAAGCAAAUGCCAAAGAAAUAUGAACAUGUUAUUAUUUGCAGACUCGCCAAACAUCAGAGAUAUCUCUAUGACGAUUUCAUGUCUCAAACCAAAACCAAAGAAACUUUAGCUAGUGGACACUUCAUGAGUGUUAUCAACAUACUGAUGCAAUUAAGAAAGGUUUGCAACCAUCCAAACUUGUUUGAUCCUCGACCUAUUGUAUCACCGUAUCACAUGGAAGGACUGGUUUAUUUUGUACCAAGGCUAAUCUUUUCCACGUCUUUUAUAGUUGGUUUCAUUUUUAUUAUUUUACAAACAUUUUUUUAA